AUGUCUUCAAAUGAACAACAAACUUCAAAUGAUGAUGAUUCAACUGAAGCAAUAGAACAAAAAAAUUUUCAAGCACGUCCUGAAACAUACAAUGGUGCUGAUCGUGAUCUUUAUUGUUGGACACAAACAAUUAAUGAUAUUGAUGUUCGAGUUAAAAUUCCAAAACAUAUAAAAAAAGGCAAAGAUAUUAAAGUUAAUCUAACUAAACAACAUAUAAAAAUUGAUAUAAUCGAAUCAAAUGAAAUAAAAACAUUAAUUGAUAGUGAUUUACCAUGGACAAUACGAGCUGAAGAUUCAACAUGGAGUUUAGUACCUGGAGAAUAUAUUCAUAUUUCAAUGGAAAAAUCAAUGGAACGGUGGUGGGAAAAUUUUUUAAUUAAUGAAAAAAAAAUCAAUCUUAAACAUAUUCAACCUGAAAAAUCUAUGGAAAAUUUAAGUCAAGAAGAACAAAUGAAAAUUCAUCAAAUGAUGUAUGAUCAAAGACAAAAAGCUAUGGGUUUACCUACAUCAGAAGAACAAAAAUAUCAAGAAAUAAUGAAACAAGCAUGGAAUGCUGAAGGAUCACCUUUUAAAGGACAACCUUAUGAUCCAUCAAUAGCUCAAUCGAUUCGGAAAUCUGAAUAA
Molecule: messenger RNA, 624 nt
Organism: Rotaria sp. Silwood1
Lineage: Eukaryota; Metazoa; Rotifera; Eurotatoria; Philodinida; Philodinidae
Source: the annotation of a GenBank genome assembly